Cynara cardunculus var. scolymus (artichoke) is the source of this 2404-nucleotide messenger RNA. RefSeq names its product myosin-3-like. Bases 243 to 2282 code for a protein of 679 amino acids. The transcript is spliced from 5 exons. Lineage: Eukaryota; Viridiplantae; Streptophyta; Magnoliopsida; Asterales; Asteraceae. The record is from RefSeq and is a predicted model, not a curated record.
AUGUUCUGUUGUUCCUUGGGUACCCGAAUCUCAAGUUUCCCAAUAUUUCCACUUAAACCCUAACAACCAUCAUCAUCAUCAUCAUCUUUGAUUCCAUUCAUCCUCAAUUCAUCAUCCAAUUUGCAUUCAAGUUUGAUAUCCUUCAGGUAGGCCUACUCGUAGUUUGAUUAUUUAUUUUCCUAAUGGAAGCUUUUGUCAUUAAUCGGUUGUUGUGAGUUGAUUUCUCCUCAAAUUUCCCAACAAUGGCCGCCGGUGAAGAAGAUACCGAUGCCGUGUUGAGUGACGUGGAAGAAGAAGAUAAUCCUCCGGAUACUGUGUUCGAUGGAACUUCUUCGUCAACAGAGGAUGUGUCGAUUGAGAGAUUUCGAGAGGUGGUUGCGGAGCUUGAUCGUGAACGAAAAGCUCGUGAGGCGUUGGAGAAUUCGAAAUCCGAAUUGCAAGGUUCGUUUAACCGAUUGAAAGUUCUCGCACACGAAGCGAUCAAGAAACGCGAAGAGAUUUCUCGCCAGAGAGACGAGGUUUCUAGGUGUAAUGAGAGGUUAUCGGCGCAGUUGGCUGAAGCUGUUAAGGAGAAAGAUGAAAUGUUGAAGCAGAAAGAUGAUUUAGUUCAGCAAUUAGAGGAGUCGGUGAAGGCGAAGGAUUCGUCCAGGUCGGAGAUUGAAACUGCGGCACAAAUGUUAGUUACCGGAAUUGAUAAAAUAUCAGGUAAAGUGAGUAACUACAAGAACUUCAUGGCCGGAGGAUUUCCUAGGUCUCAAAAGUAUACCGGAUUGCCUGCUGUUGCUUAUGGAGUCAUCAAGAGGUCGAAUGAGAUUGUUGAGGAACUUCAUAGACAGAUUGAAUCCGUAACGAAGUCGAGGAAUGAAGCCAGGCAGCAAAUGGAUCAGAGGAAUUAUGAGAUCGCCAUUGAAGUAUCUCACCUUGAAGCUUCCAUUAGUGGACUUAGAGAGGAGGUCUCAAAGAGGGAUUCUAUUAUUGAGGGUUUGGAGAAGUCCAUAACUGAAAAAGAUGGAAAGAUUUCGAAAUUGGAAACAGAGUUGUUAGGAAUGCAAGAUUUAGUGAGUGAUUCUGGUGCAAAGUUGAAGAAUUUAGAAUUGAGAAUUGAUUCGCAAAGGCCAUUGCUGGCUGACCAAUUGGCUCAUGUUUCAAAACUGCAUGAACAGAUUUUUAGUGUUAUCAAGAUACUGGAUGAUGAUAAGAAAAGCCAGUCAGAUUUGUCGGAUUCCUUGUUUCUCCCACAAGAAACAGAUGUUGAGGAGAAUAUACGGGCUUGCUUAGCAGGGUUGGAAUCCAUAAGUGAUUUGAGCUCCAUUGUUUACCAAAAAACAAGGGAUUUAGUUGUUGAGAGAAACCGAGAAGUGAAAAGUUUGAAUGAAAGUGUUACUCAGCUGGUAAAGGAGAAAGAGCAUGUUGGGUCUCUACUGAGAAGUGCUUUAUCAAGAAGAAUGUCAACUGAUCUGUCAUCUAAAACUAAUGAGCUUUUCAGAGUUACUGAAACCGGAUUAAGAGAAGCGGGGAUUCAUUAUAGAUUUAGCAAUCAUACCAGCGAUGGAACAGCUUUAGAUUCAAACAACGAUGCUGGUAAUUUGGACAACAAAGACGAUGAAAUAUACACUUUGGCUGGCGCCCUUGAAAACAUUAUAAAGCAAUCUCAACUUGAGAUUAUUGAGCUGCAGCAUACUGUUGAUGAACUGAGGGCGGAGACUAGCUUACUUAAGGAAAAUGCAGAAGCUCAAGCGAAGGAACUUAUGCAGAGAAAAGAACAGGUAGAGAAACUUAAAGACAAGGAGAGGGUGGCCAAUGAAAAUGUUGAAGGGCUUAUGAUGGACAUUGCUGCAGCCGAAGAAGAGAUUACAAGAUGGAAAGUGGCAGCACAGCAAGAAGCCGAGGCUGGCAGGGCGAUAGAACAAGAAUAUAUGGCACAGUUAUCUAUGGUGCGCCAGGAACUGGAUGAGGCGAAACAAGCUGUGAUGGAGUCAGAGAAGAAGCUGAAAUUCAAAGAGGAAAUAGCAGGUGCUGCCAUGGCAGCUAGAGAUGCAGCUGAGAGAUCAUUGAGAUUAGCAGACUCGAGGGCUACUCGUUUGAGGGAUAGGGUGGAAGAGCUGACUCGUCAACUUGAAGAACAUGAUACCCGCGAAACUUCUAGUGGUGAAAGGGGGCCUAGAUACGUAUGCUGGCCUUGGCAGUGGCUCGGAUUAAAUUCUGUUGGGUCUCAGCCACGCGUGUCCCAUAUGCAGCCAGUGGGUUCAAAUGAAAUGGAGCUUUCUGAACCUCUUAUCUGAUGGGAUUUUUGUUCCUCCUCUGGGUUAGUUUCUUCUUUCCCUGUGUGUAUUUAGCAGUAAUUCUAGAAUAUUCUUUCUUCAUAGCAAUAUUAGUUUACUGUACAGUGGCUUUUUUUAUUCAA